CAUAUUGUUGCCUGGUUUCUGGAAAGGAUGCUUUGUGCCGAAACGGAAGCUACUGAAAUCUAGACGCCAGACUUCUAACACCGGCUUUUCCUAGAGCAAAAGCGGCCCAUGGCAGAAGGAAGAGAUGAGGACAUGAGACCAUCAACUAGACAGCAAGGAGGCGCGUCGACUUCGCAGCCUACCUUCGAGCCCGGCCAGAAAGCUACCUGUCUAGCAAGUUUUGAUGGCCAGCAACAUAUGGUUGAGAUUAUUGACAGAAGAGUAGAACGGGGAGAGCUAAUCUACUAUGUACAUUACACUGACCGGGAUCGUCGUUUGGAUGAAUGGGUGACGGCCGAUAGGCUUGCCGUGUGGGCUUUGACGCCUCGGCCAAGCCUAGCGCGCAUUGACACGUUACCCACCGUUAGCCUUGGAGGGGAACUGUUGUCGCCAACUGGCGAUGUUAAUAAUUUGAAAGUCACGAGACGCCUUAAACGGAAGUACGAGGAAGCGCAUCAUCUGCCAGUCGAUGAACACGGUGGCGACCAUGGCCACGACAAGGAGCAUCACCCUCCACGGGUUAAAAACAUACAGGUCGUGGAAUUUGGGCGGUACGAGAUGGAUACAUGGUAUUACUCUCCAUAUCCAGAGCCGUAUGCGUCGGCGAAUAAGCUGUACCUGUGCGAGUACACGCUUAAAUACUUCCGGAAAAAGAAGACCCUGCUACGCCACUUGGCGAAGCUGGACAUUCGGCAUCCUCCAGGCGACGAGAUCUACCGGUCACCGCCGCCGCCGCCUGGGCAGCCCAACUACAUCGGGGGAGCAGUCACGAAGCCACCGAUUAGCGUCUUCGAAGUGGAUGGCAAGAAAGCCAAGGUGUACUGCCAGAACUUGUGCCUGCUGUCCAAGCUGUUUCUUGACCACAAGACCCUCUACUACGACGUUGACCCGUUUCUCUUCUACGUCAUGUGCGAGCGCGACCAGCACGGUUACCACAUGGUGGGGUACUUCAGCAAGGAGAAGAGCUGCAUGGAGGACUACAACCUGGCCUGCAUCCUGACGCUUCCCGCGUACCAACGCAAGGGCUAUGGGAAAUUCCUCAUCGCCUUCGCGUACGAGCUGUCACGGCGAGAAGGUCGGGUUGGCACGCCCGAGCGGCCACUGUCGGAUUUGGGCACGGUGAGCUUCCGUAGCUACUGGACGCGCGUGCUGCUGGAGCAACUACGCAACGUCAAGGGUGACGUGUCCAUCAAGGAGAUGUCAGACGCGACCAUGAUCCGCGCGCAGGACAUUGUGGAAACACUCCAGAGCCUGGGCCUGAUCAAGUACUGGAAGGGGACGCACCUGAUCCACGCAGACCCACGGGUCGUGCAAGAGCACUGGGCGAAGUACGCGCACCAACGGGUCAUCGAGGUGGACCCGGCCUGCUUGCAUUGGCAACCGCUGCCUACGCCAACCGCACGGAAGCGGCCGUGAAACGGCUUAUCAGUUGUAUCUACGGAGGACAAACACAGAUGGCACAGCUUUGUUGAGGGUAGUUUGCGGCGCGUUGUUUCAAGACCGAGAGUUGCGCCGUUGACUGGCACCUUAGCAUGUUUAAGGUUAGGGCUUGUGACGGGGUGGAUAAUGAGCACACGUCAGAGUGGGGGCGCUGUACUGUGAGCUUGUGCUGCAAGGCGCCUGGUGAUAUGCUUAGUCCUGACUGACUUUACCUGUCAAGCGUGACAAUUGACAAUUACAGCAAACGAAUGAUGUGAACGCAUGUAUCCUGCGAGGACUUCACCCGCCACAGGAAACGUUGGCAUCGCCUCAACUUUUCUGUCGUUGCGUCAAACGGCUACCCCCCACACACACACGUGCUCGGGAAUGUGAUGAAUGCUUUGGGCUGACUGGUUGAUGCAUUAAUGAUGACUCCGUAUGUAUGACUUCGUAACCCAUUCCCACGCCUGAAAUGGCGGUGCUAUACAGAAGAUUAGCGUGGUGCCUUGACGCGUUUUUUGCCAAGUAGUGUAAAUGUGGCACAAAGGUGGAUGAAGUGGAAUAAGAUGUUCUCGGGUAGGUGAUCCACGGGCUUUCGAAUCUGAU
Molecule: messenger RNA, 2064 nt
Organism: Volvox carteri f. nagariensis
Lineage: Eukaryota; Viridiplantae; Chlorophyta; Chlorophyceae; Chlamydomonadales; Volvocaceae
Exons: 12
Coding region: 109-1455 (448 amino acids)
Biological process (GO): regulation of DNA-templated transcription
Molecular function (GO): histone acetyltransferase activity
Source: RefSeq, a predicted model, not a curated record